GUAGAAUAAAUUAUUUUUAAUAAAAAUAAAAUAUUUGUACUAAUUUUUAUUGAUCGGAGAAUAAAUUACAGUUUUUGUUUGAUUUAAAUGCCAGUUUUUACAUAAAAUUUUUGUACACUUUCUAGAAUUUAAUAAAAAACGUACUUGUGCUCUUAACUUCAAAUCCGGAUUGGUACAAGAACAAAUCAAAUUAGUUGGGUUAGAAUAUUUGAAAAUUUUGAAGUUAUGUGAUGUUGACUUUUUGGAUAUUUCAAUAUAUAUAAAAAGUAUAUAAUGGCACAUCGGCUUUUAACAGGUUACAGAGGAUUAGAAAAUUUAGUGUGGAAAACUUUUAAACAGUGCAAUGUAAAUGCUUCUCAGAGCAAUUUUUCAUUAAAAAAAGCUGUUUUAACUGAAUGGCGAUUAUUUUGCGAGAAACCUCCAAAAGGUUUCGAAAAGUAUUUUAAACAAGGUAGUGCAAAGGAACCUACAAAAGAAGCAAAAGAAGUGAAAGGUAAAGAUGGUAAAGCUAAGCCUGAAAAAGAAGCUCCAAAACCUCCUCCUAGUAAGAGUACGGGCCCUAGUACGAGUUCAAAACCUUAUGAACAAUGGUCUUUUGGAUUAUUUGGAGGAACAGGACGAGGAGGUAGUGGUGGCAAACCAUUUGGUGAUAGUGAAAGAGAUAAAUGGUAUGUCCUAGGAGCAGCUGCUGCUGUAGCGUUCCUAGCUACAGUGACUAUGUGGGAAAUGGGCUAUAAAGAGAUAAGCUGGAAAGAAUUUGUUCAAAGUUAUUUACAAAGGGGAAUAGUAGAACGACUAGAAGUAGUAAAUAAGAAAUGGGUACGAGUUAAAUUAUUACCAGGAAAUACAAUCGAAGGAGCUAAUGUUUUAUGGUUCAAUAUUGGAAGUGUAGAUUCGUUUGAAAGGAAUCUGGAAAAUGCGCAGAUGGAUAUGAAUAUGGAACCAGCUAAUUUUAUUCCUGUUAUUUAUAAGACGGAGAUAGAAGCAGCAAGUUUAUCUGGUAUGCUACCAACAAUUUUGGUUAUAGCUUUCCUUAUUUAUAUGAUGAGAAGAUCCGCUGAAAUGAUGGGUGGUAAACGAGGCAAACGAGGCGGAGGUCUAUUCGGAGGCGUUAUGGAAAGCACAGCUAAAUUAAUAAAUUCUAGUGAUAUCGGAGUAAAAUUCAGAGAUGUGGCUGGUUGCGAAGAAGCAAAAAUAGAAAUAAUGGAAUUUGUAAAUUUUUUAAAAAAUCCUCAACAAUAUAUAGAUCUAGGUGCUAAAAUACCCAAAGGAGCCAUGUUGACAGGUCCACCCGGAACUGGUAAAACCCUUUUAGCCAAAGCUACAGCAGGUGAAGCGAACGUGCCUUUCAUUACAGUAUCAGGAUCAGAAUUUUUGGAAAUGUUUGUGGGUGUCGGUCCUUCUAGGGUUAGAGAUCUUUUUUCCAUGGCUAGGAAACACGCGCCUUGUAUCCUGUUUAUCGAUGAAAUAGAUGCAGUUGGUAGAAAGAGAGGCGGAAGAAGUUUCGGUGGACAUUCAGAACAAGAAAAUACCCUUAAUCAGUUGUUGGUUGAAAUGGAUGGUUUCAAUACGACCACUAAUGUCGUCGUUCUAGCAGCUACUAAUAGGGUCGAUAUAUUAGAUAAGGCGCUUCUUAGACCUGGUAGAUUCGAUAGACAGAUAUUUGUACCGGCACCUGAUAUUAAAGGAAGAGCUAGUAUUUUUAAAGUACAUUUAGGUCCUCUCAAAACUAAUCUCGAUAAAAGCGAAUUAUCCAGAAAAAUGGCCGCUUUAACACCCGGUUUCACCGGCGCUGAUAUAGCCAACGUUUGUAACGAAGCCGCUUUAAUAGCAGCUAGAGAUUUAAACGAUUCGAUUACAAUGAAAAAUUUCGAACAAGCAAUCGAAAGAGUUGUAGCCGGCAUGGAGAAAAAAACUAACGUUCUAUCACCCGAAGAAAAGAAAACCGUAGCUUACCACGAAGCAGGACACGCCGUAGCCGGAUGGUUCCUACAACACGCCGAUCCAUUAUUAAAGGUUUCUAUAAUACCUAGAGGAAAAGGAUUGGGUUAUGCUCAAUAUUUACCGAAAGAUCAGUAUUUGUAUAGUAAAGAACAACUGUUUGAUAGGAUGUGUAUGACGUUGGGCGGAAGGGUGUCCGAAGAAAUAUUUUUCAACAGGAUAACGACAGGGGCGCAAGACGAUCUCAAAAAAGUCACCCAAAGCGCUUACGCUCAAGUUGUACAUUACGGAAUGAACGAUAAAGUUGGUAAUGUCAGUUUCGAUAUGCCCAGAGAGGGUGAAAUGGUUAUGGAGAAGCCCUAUUCGGAAAGUACGGCCCAAAUGAUCGAUAUAGAGGUUAGGAAAUUAAUCGAUGGGGCCCAUAAGAAGACUACGGCUUUACUCACUGAACGUAAAGAACUAGUAGCUAAAGUAGCUGAACGUUUAUUGAAAAAAGAGAUAAUCAGUAGGGAGGAUAUGAUUGAAUUGUUGGGAAAACGACCUUUUCCGGAAAAAUCGACUUACGAAGAGUUUGUGGAAGGAACCGGUUCGUUAGAGGAAGAUACAACGCUUCCAGAAGGUUUGAGGGAUUGGAAUAAGGAAAAAUUGAAGGAACCGCCUUGUCCGCAACCUCAAGCUUGAGGAUUUUAGAUGCGAGUAGUAGUUUCUUUUUUAUUAUCAACGUUUAGGUGACCUUCAUCAAAAAAUAUUUUCUUAAAUAGUGGAAAAAAAAUGUUUUUAUGUGAUUGUUUACUUUUUGUACUUCGGUGUGAAAAGUUUUUGAUUGAAGUGUCCGGUGAUUACAUAAAGAAAAUACUUUUUGUAUUUGGAAAUUGCGUCUUUUAGGUUUGUUUUUGUUGAUGACAAAAUAAAAUUCAGUUUUAUUAUC
Messenger RNA from Diorhabda sublineata, 2869 nucleotides. RefSeq names its product AFG3-like protein 2 (gene Afg3l2). Gene Ontology annotation, biological process: mitochondrial protein processing; protein-containing complex assembly. Gene Ontology annotation, cellular component: membrane; m-AAA complex. Bases 274 to 2622 code for a protein of 782 amino acids. The transcript has 11 exons. The record is from RefSeq and is a predicted model, not a curated record. NCBI's taxonomy places the organism in Eukaryota, Metazoa, Arthropoda, Insecta, Coleoptera, Chrysomelidae. Gene Ontology annotation, molecular function: ATP-dependent peptidase activity; ATP binding; metalloendopeptidase activity.